Molecule: messenger RNA, 1674 nt
Organism: Closterium sp. NIES-65
Lineage: Eukaryota; Viridiplantae; Streptophyta; Zygnematophyceae; Desmidiales; Closteriaceae
Source: the annotation of a GenBank genome assembly
AUGAUAAGACAUUUACUGGACAACGUGGUGGAGCGCGGGAUGCCGCACCAUUAUUCCACUGAGAUGUGGGAGCGCACGCACAAGGGCACGGUCAAGGGUCCAGUUAGAGGGAGCAACUGGAGCGACAUUCCGCGCCGAAUCGUGGAGGAGGAGGUGCAGAGAGAGGUGUACCGUGAGGUGGCUGCAGACGCCGGCGGUGGGCGGCAGUAUGCGUCUGCAUUGCGCGAGGUUGCGGCUUGUUGUGGGAACGUGGUUGUACACGUGCAGGCAAUCAAGACGAGGAAACCGGUGCUUACAAAGAAGUAUCGGAUCAUGCGCAUAGGCGGGGCGUCGGAUCCGGUGUACGAUGAGUACACAGCCGCGCUUGGAGACGAGAUGAAGGGGAUGGCCGCGGAGUUUAAGGCGUUGGACCUGGCUACCAACAACAUGCAGGUCCACACCGCGGUGGCCAUUCCGCGCACAAGAGGCGGCGAGCUGGUGGCCAAAGGGACGUUUGUGAAGGCAUCUCCACGAGAGAGGUGGUACUCGAACGUGGCACUUCUGAACAACAAGAAGGGGGACUGGUAUGCAAGAUGUCUGUGCAUCUUCAGGGCGCUUGACCGUGAUGGGGAGUGGAAGGGAUACGCAUACGUGAGGUACUACGAGAGGGCGGGAAGCUGCAAGCUUACAGGGUGCACGCAGCUGCACAAGAAAGUGGAGAAGGUGAGGUAUUCGGUGGUGGAGCUGGGCAGCCUGCAGAGAGUUGUGCACGUGUGCCCGUCGUACAGCAACAACAAGGUGUUCACGGAGUUUGUGGAGACUGUCAACGGUGUGCACUUUAGUCGUGAUCGCAACACACUCAUCCUAACCAUACACGAGGCGCAUCGCAUCACCGACGAGGUCGCGCGCCCCGUCUCGGAGCACGGCUUCAGUGUGCAGCACCUCACCAACACCCGUGUCGUCAACAUACGUGGCUCGGUUCCCGAAGGGGGCCUUCCGCACCUGCAGGGAGUGGAGGACGCGCUGAAGGCCCAUUACCGCGUUAUGCUGAUGAAGCGGGCGAUCGCGGCGAAGCGGUUCCAGUUCGACUAUGCCGCUUCUAUCGCCGACGUGGACUACGGACUCAUGCUGGAGUGGCUGGGGGAAUCGUGGACCCGUGUGCGCGCUGCAACCAUGCAGAGGAGCUGGUGGCGCGCCGGAUGCGUGCCGCCGAGCUGGCCGCCGCUGAUGGCGUACCUGAACGACACCAGCGCGACGGGCAUGUUUGAGCCGCUCAUUGCGACUUGCGUCGAGCUGCAGUUGCUCAUCGAGAAGUUUAAGAUGAGGCCUGCGUGCUACAUGACGGCGGCGGAGUUCGUCAACUGCGACGCGGGGCUCUGCGUGGAGCAGGGGUUCGUUGCCACACCUGCUGCAAGCGCGUCGGAUGACUCGUCGGGCGAGAUGAGCCUGCCAGACGGCCCGCUGCUGCGGGACGAGCGCAGCAGGCGGCGCGUCAUUCGCAACGUCACAAACGCGUACGUGGAGCGUGCCGAUGAGCUCGGCAUUCCCCCGGCCCUCGUGCCAGCAGAGGUCGGCGCAUCUAACCAGGAGGUGAUUUCCCGCCUCGGCAGGACGCCAGUUAAGCGUGCGCGAGCGGGGCUGCGCACGGAGGACAUGGCAGGCCCUUCGGAGCGCAAGGACGAGGACGACGAGUGA